GCAGCUGCGCCGACCUCGGAGGCGGCGUCCUCUCUGAAGGCAGCGGGCCCGAAUCCGAGCGAGGCGAUGAGCGAGGGGCCGGGGCCAGGCUCCGCCAGCUCGCGUCUCGCGCAGGAGGGCCAGGAAGCGGAUUUUGUCCCAGACUACACGCUACGCGCGAUGGACAUGGGCCCCGAGUUGGUCAGCGCGCUGGCCGCGGGGUACAUGGGGGCGGCGCAGGAGGAGGCGCGGAACGCGAUCGCGGCGGGCGAUGGCCGCUGGGACACCCUGCCGUCGCAUCUGCAGCUGACGCCAGGCGAGGCGCCGCCGCCGGACACGCAUCGGGCCGACAUGAUGGCCAUGAAGGGGCGGGAGUGCGAGCAGGACAUCCUGGACUACACCAGGGAGCCCGGUGUCCCAGGCUCUGCCAGGCAACCAGACAUGGGCGCCAAGCGGAUCGUGGGCCCCGUCAGCGGCACCGACCCGCGCGACUUCACGGUUCGGGCGCGCGCAAGUUCUGUUGUGCGUGAAUUGAGAGAGGUUUCCACCCGCUUGUCGUACGACGCCCUGCUGUCGGAUUUCCUUUCGAUCACAGUGGGCAAGGUCGUCCCCGCUCUCUACGGGCGCGAGACAGCGGGCGGAAUCGCCGAGCACAUCCGCACCAAGUCUUUGACGAGCGCCAAGGAGCGCCUCAACGUCCGCGGCGCCCUUCGCGAGGAGGGCGGCACGACCGAGCGGCGCGUGGUGAUGGUCGCCAAGACACCGCUGGACGCGGUGGCGUCCGCUUCGGCGAUGCGCGCGCGCUGCGGCCUCUACGCGGCGACCGGCGACGUCGCGAUGCAGGCGCCCGCCGCGCGCGUGAUCGAAGACCGCCCGGUCGGCACGGCGGUGCACCGCGAUCAGGCGCUAGGUGGAGUCCGUGUCGGCCAGCUGGUGGGGCACUGCGAUUUCGGAAAGAUGCUGGCGUGCCGCUUGGACAAAGAGGCCGCUCUCGUCGUCGCGUCCGCCGUCGACCCCCCCGCGCGGGGCUCUGCCGGCGCCGCGGACGCGGCGGGGCUUGCUGCGGCCAGCAGCGGUCAGGGCCCGUGCCCCACUUUCACCAUGGAGCACGUCGCCAAGCUUUCCAAGGACGAGGCCACGGUGCCGACGCGCAGUCUGGCGGCGGAGUGGAAAGCCGCUCUGACGGCGGCCGAUGCUUCCGACGCGGCACUGACUUCUAUGUCGGCCAUGGGCAGCGAGUACUGGUCGGGGGGGCGCUCGCGGAAAGUCAG
This is a messenger RNA of Prorocentrum cordatum, 1250 nucleotides long. The record is from the annotation of a GenBank genome assembly. NCBI's taxonomy places the organism in Eukaryota, Dinophyceae, Prorocentrales, Prorocentraceae.